UGGGUCUUGACGCGAGUUUUGGGUUUCAUGUGGGAAGUUAGCUGACGAAGGGAAGAAGAGGAGGGGGAAAAGUGACAAGAGAAGGCGGACCCAUCCCUGGAAAUACUUUUAGAGUUGUCCUUUACUAUUUUUUUAUACAAUACUCGAACGAGAGGUUGCCAUGUUUCGGAUCGUGGGCACAAGAGCCCCCUUAAAGGCUGCUAGCGCCAAGUUGCUAGAUGACACCUGCACAAGACACUUGCACAGUACGUGUGAUGUGGCCGUGGUGGGCGCCGGCAUUGUGGGCCUGGCCACCGCCCGGGAGCUCAUCAUGCGACACCCCGGCCUCACCUUCACCCUGCUGGAGAAGGAGAAAGAGCUCUCAACCCACCAGAGCGGCCACAACAGCGGCGUGAUCCACAGCGGCAUCUACUACACGCCGGGCUCGCUCAAGGCUCGCCUAUGCGUGCGAGGGGCGGCGCUAGCCUACGAAUACUGCGACAAGAAACAACUGCCCUACAAGAAGUGCGGCAAGCUUAUUGUGGCCGUGGAACAGGAGGAAAUCCCUCGCCUCAAAGCGUUGUACGAACGAGGCCUGAAAAACGAGGUGCCGGGACUCAGCAUGAUAGACGCUAAAGGAAUUAAAGAGCGGGAGCCGUACUGCAGGGGCGUCAUGGCGCUGGACUCCCCAAACACGGGCAUCGUGGACUGGCGGCAGGUAGCGCUGCAGUACGGCAAAGACUUUGAGGAGGCCGGCGGCAAGGUGGUCGCGCAGUUCGAAGUGAGCGACAUCUCCUUGGCCGCCGAGAGCCCAGCAGGGAGCGCUGAAGGACUCAAAUAUCCAAUCAGCAUCAAAGAUAAAAAAGGCAACGAGCUUCGCUGCAGCUACGUGCUGACCUGCGGGGGUCUCUACUCGGACCGCCUGUCGCAAAUUUCCGGGUGCAGCCGGGAGCCUCGCAUCGUCCCCUUCCGAGGAGACUACCUGAUCCUCAAGCCGGACAAGCACUACCUGGUCAAAGGCAACAUUUAUCCCGUGCCCAACCCUCGCUUCCCCUUCUUGGGGGUCCACUUCACGCCGCGCAUGGACGGCAGCAUCUGGCUGGGACCCAACGCCGUGCUGGCCUUCAAGAGGGAAGGAUACAAGAUCUACGACGUCAACGUGAGAGACCUGGCCGACGCGCUCAGCUUCAGAGGUCUUCAGAAGCUCGUGCUGAGGAACAUCUUGUACGGCAUGGGCGAGAUGUACCGAGGCAUCUUCAUCGGGGCGCAGGUUAAGAUCCUCCAAAAGUAUAUACCAGAACUGUCGCGCAGUGACGUGCUCAGGGGUCCGGCUGGCGUGCGAGCGCAAGCGCUGGACCGUGACGGGAACUUGGUGGACGACUUUGUGUUUGACGGCGGCGUGGGCGACCUGGGCAGCCGCGUGCUGCACGUGCGCAACGCUCCCUCGCCCGCCGCCACCUCCUCGCUCGCCAUCGCCGAAAUGGUCGCCGACGAGGUGGAAAAACGUUUUGCGCUGUAAUCGCCGCUGUUCUCGUGAGAGCAACGAGGUCGUGGCCUUCAUUUGGGAAUUCAAGUGGGGGAACAUUUUACGUGUGACUGGUUUUAUUUUUAGAACAGAUCCACUGAGGUUAUUGUUGUGAAACAACAAAGGUUUUCACGAUUUUAGACGUGCCGACUUGAUCUCUGGACUUAAACCCGACACUUAAGAGCCUCGUAAGUAAUUCGUCCAUUUUCUGGAUCACUUGGAAACAUCAGUGUCAUGGGUGAACUGGAGCCGCUUUUUUUUUUUUUUUUUUAGCUGGGGAACAUCUACUUGACUGUUAUGCCAAAGGAUGCACUCACUAAAAUGAAGUCAAACUUCAAAAAUGCACCAACUCUACAGAAUGUGGUUUAUUUUAGAUGAAAAACGGUUUUAUAAGUGAGGUGGAUUUUUAGAACGUUUAUUGUUUGCUGAAAAGCACAUUUUACUUCCAUUCUGGAAGGGGGGGGGGACGGACAUAUCUAUACUGUAUAUUGUUCAUCUAGAAUCACGUUUUUCCCCUUUCUCUUCUUACUGCCAAGUGUCAUGCAACUGCAGCGUGACAGCACGCCACUCAGGAUGUUAUCAUGCCAAAUAUUUACAGUUAAUCACAUACCGUGGCUUUUAACACAUUUGUUUUUGACAAAUAAAUAUGACUGAUUUUAUAUAAUAAAGACAAAGUAUUUUUAAAAGGCAAA
Syngnathus typhle (broad-nosed pipefish) is the source of this 2196-nucleotide messenger RNA. RefSeq names its product L-2-hydroxyglutarate dehydrogenase (gene l2hgdh). NCBI's taxonomy places the organism in Eukaryota, Metazoa, Chordata, Actinopteri, Syngnathiformes, Syngnathidae. The record is from RefSeq and is a predicted model, not a curated record. The coding region runs from base 161 to 1498 and encodes 445 amino acids. The transcript is spliced from 10 exons. Gene Ontology annotation, molecular function: (S)-2-hydroxy-acid oxidase activity; (S)-2-hydroxyglutarate dehydrogenase activity.